Molecule: messenger RNA, 1704 nt
Organism: Nelumbo nucifera (sacred lotus)
Lineage: Eukaryota; Viridiplantae; Streptophyta; Magnoliopsida; Proteales; Nelumbonaceae
Product: ribulose bisphosphate carboxylase/oxygenase activase, chloroplastic-like
Cellular component (GO): chloroplast stroma; thylakoid
Molecular function (GO): ribulose-1,5-bisphosphate carboxylase/oxygenase activator activity; ATP binding; ATP hydrolysis activity
Source: RefSeq, a predicted model, not a curated record
UACUGUUCGUUACUUUGUUUCCUCAGACAAACCCUGCGGUUUCAGUUCGUUCGUGCUCUCUUGGGCGCCUUGGUUCCAUCUUACCGGCCCGUAGGGUUUCGUACGACAAAAUGGCUACCGCUGUCCCAACCGUCGGAGCUGUUAAUAGGGCACCGUUGAGCUUGCACAGCUCUGGUGCUGGAACAUCAGUGCCUAGCUCAGCCUUCUUCGGAAACAGUUUGAAGAAGGUAAAUUCUGGGUUCAGUCAGCCAAAGGUUUCAUCGGGAAACUUCAAGGUGGUCGCGGAAGUCGAUGAGACAAAGCAGACCAACAAAGACAGAUGGAAGGGCCUUAUUUACGACAUAUCCGAUGACCAGCAAGACAUCACCAGAGGAAAGGGUAUGGUGGAUUCCCUCUUCCAAGCUCCCCAGGAUGCUGGAACUCACUACGCCGUCAUGAGUUCCUACGAGUACAUCAGCACUGGUCUUCGACAAUACAAUUUGGACAACAACAUGGGCGGAUUCUACAUAGCUCCUGCUUUCAUGGACAAGCUUGUUGUUCACAUCACCAAGAACUUCAUGACCUUGCCUAACAUCAAGGUUCCACUUAUCUUGGGUAUUUGGGGAGGCAAAGGUCAAGGAAAAUCCUUCCAGUGUGAGCUCGUCUUUGCCAAGAUGGGAAUCAACCCAAUCAUGAUGAGUGCCGGAGAGUUGGAAAGUGGAAACGCCGGAGAGCCGGCGAAACUGAUCAGGCAAAGGUACCGUGAGGCAGCAGACAUCAUCGCCAAGGGAAAGAUGUGCUGCCUCUUCAUCAACGAUCUUGAUGCAGGAGCGGGUAGGCUUGGUGGAACCACCCAAUACACAGUGAACAACCAGAUGGUGAACGCCACCCUCAUGAACAUUGCUGAUAACCCAACAAACGUUCAGCUCCCCGGUAUGUACAACAAAGAGGAGAAUGCUCGUGUGCCCAUCAUCGUUACUGGUAACGACUUCUCCACAUUGUAUGCGCCUCUCAUCCGUGAUGGUCGUAUGGAGAAAUUCUACUGGGCUCCCACCCGCGAAGACAGAAUUGGGGUCUGCACUGGUAUCUUCAGGACCGACAAUGUUCCCAAGGACGACAUCGUCAAACUUGUUGACACCUUCCCAGGACAGUCCAUUGACUUCUUUGGUGCCCUCAGAGCCAGAGUUUACGAUGAUGAGGUGAGGAAGUGGAUCUCAGGUGUGGGAGUGGAAAGCAUUGGAAAGAAGCUGGUGAACUCAAAGGAGGGACCCCCAACAUUCGAGCAGCCGCAGAUGACCCUUGAGAAGCUGCUCGAGUAUGGAAACAUGCUUGUCCAAGAACAGGAGAAUGUGAAGAGAGUUCAAUUGGCUGACAAGUACUUGAGCGAGGCAGCUCUUGGAGAAGCCAAUGAAGAUGCUAUUAAGAGAGGAACUUUCUAUGGCCAAGCCGCCCAGCAAGUGAACGUUCCUGUUCCUGAGGGUUGCACCGACCCUUCUGCUAAAAACUUUGAUCCAACGGCUAGGAGCGACGAUGGUAGCUGCCUUUAUUAAAUUCUAGGUGUGGCGUAGGAGCUGAGAUGUCCAACAAAGGAUGGGAAGAUUGGAAUUGGGUGAUGUUUUUAUGGAUUAAUUAUCCUGUAAUUUUGUGUUGUUAUGUACACUUUGUUCACUAGUGCUAGUGUUAAGACUUUAUUAAAAUGCGCGCUUCCUUGAUGGGUUUUACCUA